UCAAAUUUGCAGAUAAUGAAAAGAUGCACGUCGAAGCAAGAUUUUGCGAGGCACCAAGCAAGUUAUUCCACGGCGCUUGCUUCAGUGACAAUAACUGCGGUAAAAUAUGCGAGAAAGAAGGUUAUCUUUCAGGCAGAUGCAAGGGAUUAUCGUUCAAAUGUACAUGCUACAAAGACUGUGAUGUUCAUGGUGGUCAUGGCGGCGGCGGCCCCCCCUAUACCCCUCCCACAGGACCCCCUGACACCCCACCUGAAGGCCCCCCAUAUAACCCCCCUGAUAGCCCUCCAACUGGACCCCCUGAGGGGCCACCUUAUAACCCUCCUACAGGCCCCCCCGUAGGGCCACCGAUUAACCCUCCGAGUGGUUGUCCUAAUCCUCCCAUAAUUCCUAAUCCUCCGGCAGGUUGUCCUAAUCCUCCAACAUGUUGGCCUUAUCCUCCAAUAUGCUGCCCUAAUCCACCCGGAAUCCCUUUUCCUAUACCUCCAAUAGGUUGUUUUAUUCCUCCCGUCAUCCCAAUUCCUAAUCCUGGAAUUGGAUGUCCUACUACUCCCAUUAUAACAAUUCAGAAUCCUAGAACUAAUACUCCCCUAAUCCCUAUUCCUAAGCCUCCCACGGGCUACCGUAAUCCUCCCAUACCCCCCUUUCCUAGUCCUCCAACAGGCUGUCUUAAUCCUUCCGUAAUCCCAAUUCCUAAUCCUGGAACUGAUUGUCCUAAUCCUCCCGUGAUCUCAAUUCCUAAACCUCCAAAAGGUUUUCCUAAUCCUGGAAUUGAUUGUCCUAAUCCUCCCGUAAUCUCAAUUCCUAAACCUCCAACAGGUUGUCCUAAUCCUCCCGUAAUCUCAAUUCCUAAACCUCCAACAGGUUGUCCUAAUCCUCCCGUAAUCUCAAUUCCUAAACCUCCAACAGGCAGCCCUAAUCCCCCCGUAAUCUCAAUUCCUAAACCUCCAACAGGCUUCCCUAAUCCCCCCGUAUUCCCUAUUCCUAAACCUCCAAUUGGUUGCCCUAAUCCUCCAAUCAUAACAAUUCAUAAUCCUAGAACUAACAGCCCUAAUCCUCCUAUAAUCCCUAUUCCCAAACCUCCAACAGGCAGCCCUAAUCCUCCCACCAUCUCCAGUCCACCACCACCACCACCACCAACUGGUUGUGCUACGCUUUCCGGCAAACGUGUGAAAACUGAAAUGGCUUUAUGCUAGUGGGUGACUGAAUCCAACUGCAGAUUACAUUGUUAUGCAUCAUGUAUUUUAUUGUUCAUUGUUUUUGCACAAGUUCUUCAAUUUUUUAACAAUUAUACGUCUGGAACGUGUGUUUUGGUAAUUACAGAAACCUAGUAUCAAAUUGAGUAUGCAGAAGUAGCAAUUCAACAA
Erythranthe guttata (spotted monkey flower) is the source of this 1364-nucleotide messenger RNA. The record is from RefSeq and is a predicted model, not a curated record. NCBI's taxonomy places the organism in Eukaryota, Viridiplantae, Streptophyta, Magnoliopsida, Lamiales, Phrymaceae.